GCUACAGUCAAGUUAAAUAUAACUGUGUUGAGAUGAUUUAGUGUAGGACUUACUGUGAGCCAAAUCUUAGGAGCAGUACAACGGUAAACCACGAACAAUGAAUGAUUUUUUCAUCUUGAUUGUUUUAGCAGCCACUUUUGCUAACUCACAAGCAUGGGAUAAGAUCAGCCUACACCCGAUCUGCUUCGAGGCUACUGGUAAUCAACCUGGUAGAGUGCUUCAUUAUGGAGAAAGUAAACUUGUCAGUGCCUUACGUCUUGUUUGGUUGUCAGGAGAAGUCAGAUGUGUUUCUGAUGUAGCUUACARCAGCAAAUGGGGAUGUUAUCGUCAUUCUUCUUUCAAUGGUUACAACCUCAAUGUCAUCAUCACCGAUUUCAACGACAAUAUCAUCUUCCCUAAACCCCAGUACAUCAAACAUUCUGCUGGUCUUUGGUACUGGCUACCAGGUGUCGAUGAGAAGCAUUCCAACGAAAUAGUGUUCACGGAUUUUGCCACACCUUUCUACUUGAGACAAGGUUCCGAACUCAAGAUUUGGUACGGUGAAGACCUGAAGAACUGGAGUGAAGGUGACAAUCAAGGUCGCGUGUGCGUGGAUGUCUAUGCCCGUUUCGUCUAGGCUGAAUCGAUUUCGUGCUAUUCAUGUAUCUAGAUUAGCAUGGGGACUAGUGCCGAUAAGCCCCUUUUUUUUGAGGAGAAAGGAAGACCACAGAACUCGGAGAAUAGACCUCUUUACCUUAGUUGUGUGUUGUGCACAUUUCAAACCAUAUGRUGCCACUCUUGGGAGUUAAUUCUUUGAUAUGUAAAUAUUUGAACAUGUUUGUCAUAAAAGACCAAUUCUCAGGGGAAUGUCAUGUGUUCUGAAAUUGGUAAUUUCAAGUGAGCAUAUAUAAGAGAGGGAAACUUCUUAAUAACGCGCGUGCCAUGUAAAUUCCCGGUUGGGCUAUUUUUA
This is a messenger RNA of Actinia tenebrosa (Australian red waratah sea anemone), 949 nucleotides long. RefSeq lists its product as uncharacterized. NCBI's taxonomy places the organism in Eukaryota, Metazoa, Cnidaria, Anthozoa, Actiniaria, Actiniidae. The record is from RefSeq and is a predicted model, not a curated record.